AAACCACUGUGAAUGGAUGGAUUUAUACUCAGGCUUCUACCAGGGCAGCUAAAAAUGAGGACUUCGUGUGUAGCUAAAGUGUUGAUUCGUUGCAGUUGCUGUCAGAGCGCAGGAAGAAGCUUGCGUGCAUGAAAGAAACCUACUCUGCAAACAUGGCUGCUAAAAUCCAAAGUUUGACCGAAGAGGAGAGGGCUCACCUUCUCCCACUGCUGCAGAGCGCCCAAUGGGUGGAGGUGGUGGGGCGGGACGCCAUCUACAAAGAGUUUCUUUUUAAAGAUUUCAACCAGGCCUUUGGCUUCAUGUCCAGAGUUGCACUUCAAGCGGAGAAGAUGGACCAUCAUCCCGAGUGGUUCAAUGUUUACAAUAAGGUGCAGAUCACACUGAGCACACACGACUGUGGGGGGCUCUCCCAGCGCGACAUCACUUUGGCCACCUUCAUUGACCAAGCCUCUCUGAUGUAACCAAAAGAUGGAGAACCCCGACAUAAUGUUAAUUUUACUGUUAUCUCUACACUGCGUGCCUAAAAUACCCAGAGUGACAUUCUGCGGUACUUCCAAUUGUGUUGCAUAAUGCUGUGGUGUGUAGUGUCAGU
Syngnathoides biaculeatus (alligator pipefish) is the source of this 592-nucleotide messenger RNA. RefSeq names its product pterin-4 alpha-carbinolamine dehydratase/dimerization cofactor of hepatocyte nuclear factor 1 alpha (gene pcbd1). The record is from RefSeq and is a predicted model, not a curated record. Gene Ontology annotation, biological process: tetrahydrobiopterin biosynthetic process. NCBI's taxonomy places the organism in Eukaryota, Metazoa, Chordata, Actinopteri, Syngnathiformes, Syngnathidae. The transcript is spliced from 4 exons. The coding region runs from base 129 to 461 and encodes 110 amino acids. Gene Ontology annotation, molecular function: 4-alpha-hydroxytetrahydrobiopterin dehydratase activity.